UAGAUGGCGGCACGCUCGGCUGCCGGGCGGCCGCCAUCUUGGGUGUGACAGGAAAGGCGAAGGGCGACAUACGACCGGUUCCGGGGGAGCCGGCAAGUGCUUUUGGAGCGUCGGGUCUCGAAGGGCCGGUUCAGAGGCUUCGGACUGUGGUUCUCCAGUGCAGAGUAACUGAGAGAAACUCGCCAAGACUAUCACUCCAACUGUAUGCUUGGCAAAGAACUGGUAGGAUGGGAAAUAGUGCAUUAAAGGCUCACCUGGAGACAGCACAGAAAACUGGUGUGUUUCAGCUAACAGGAAAGGGACUUACAGAGUUUCCUGAAGACCUGCAGAAGCUAGCAAGCAACUUAAGGACCAUAGACUUGUCAAACAACAAAAUAGAGUUCUUGCCACCACUCAUUGGAAAAUUUUCCUUUUUGAAGAGCCUUGUUCUAAACAACAACAAACUGACUGCUUUACCGGAGGAGCUGUGUAAACUGAAAAAACUGGAAACACUACACUUGAAUGGCAAUCACCUGAGGCAGCUACCGGCUGCAUUUGGACAACUUUCAGCUCUCAGAACCCUGAGCCUUUCUGGAAACCAGCUUCGGACUGUGCCUACGCAACUCUGUGGUCUUCGCCACUUGGAUGUCGUAGAUCUUUCCAAAAACCAGAUCCAAAAUGUACCUGACACUGUGGGAGAAUUGCAGGCUAUUGAGCUCAAUUUGAACCAGAAUCAGAUUUCCCAGAUCUCAGUGCAGAUCUCCCACUGUCCACGCCUCAAGGUCUUGCGUUUAGAAGAAAACUGUCUAGAACUCAGCAUGCUUCCUCAAAGCAUCCUCAGCGAUUCCCAGAUCUCACUGCUGGCAGUAGAAGGUAACCUCUUUGAAAUCAAGAAACUCAGAGAACUGGAAGGUUACGACAAGUACAUGGAACGAUUUACAGCUACAAAGAAGAAGUUUGCGUGAUCAUUAUUCUGACUCCAUGUAUUCCCAGUAAGAAGAGUUAGUGACUGAAGCACCUGACUCACUGACUUAAACCAAGACCAAUGAAGGAGAUGAUCAGAGUACUCCUCCUCUAGUAGUCUGAAAAGGUCUGUUAAGGCCACACUGAAUAAACUUGAACUAGAGAGCAUGGGUAGCAGACUGCUGAACCUGCCCGGGGCCAGUUUUGAUUUUUGUGCCACUGUAGCUUUUAACACACGUUCUACUUUGUCAGGGCUUGCUCUUUAACACAGAAAUGGAACGAGCAUUUUGAAGUUUCCAGUUCCCUUUUGUCAGAAAGCUGGCUGUUGAUUUCUAAACGGAUUAUUUCUCCUGGAAACGUUUUUCCGUGAUACACAUGGAAAUUCUACCACCAAAGCAGAUCUGAAACAUUAGAUGUCUUGCAGUAAGCACUAUUCUACAGAGAACUUUUACGGAUGAGGGUUUAGUUUAUAACAUGUGUAAGUCUUUUAUAAAGCACAAAUAGUUGUGGCUAACUUAAGUGUUUUAUUUACUAGAAGCAGUUAACAAAUCAUGGUUAAAGCAUCCUUACUUCAUAUUUUACUGUAUAGGUUUUCUUUUCCCAUAAGCAAGAAUUGCACUACAGUCCACUUCUGCUUGAGCUGUAUCAGAUGAAAAUUAGGUUCACCUUCAGUAUAUUCAGUAAAAAUGUGUAUUGCUGGAAAAUGUAAUAUCCUUGCAUUGACUCCUUGUGUACAGAGCAAUGCUGGAAGUUUUAGUGUCAGCCUACUGCUGCUGCCUUAUUGCCAAAAGCACAUAGAAAGAGCUAAAAAUGUAUGCAAUUAUGUAACUUAUACCGAAGAGGAAAAUGUACUUGUUUAUUUUAGUAAAUAAUUUUCAAAAAACCA
This is a messenger RNA of Phalacrocorax carbo (great cormorant), 1828 nucleotides long. The record is from RefSeq and is a predicted model, not a curated record. Lineage: Eukaryota; Metazoa; Chordata; Aves; Suliformes; Phalacrocoracidae.